Messenger RNA from Myotis davidii, 1038 nucleotides. It is a transcript of the gene SNX20, whose product is annotated as sorting nexin 20. The transcript is spliced from 3 exons. Lineage: Eukaryota; Metazoa; Chordata; Mammalia; Chiroptera; Vespertilionidae. The record is from RefSeq and is a predicted model, not a curated record. The coding region runs from base 352 to 870 and encodes 172 amino acids.
CGGGUGAGGAUUUAAAAAUAAAAGAGCUUUGGGAGCUAAGGUUCGAAGGCCAGUGGUUGUGGGGGGCUCGGAAGGACAGCCAGGCCACUGCAAGGCUGUGGGCAGUGAGGCCCCCUCGAACCCGCAGGGGUUUCUGCUCCCCUGCCCGGGCGCCCCACUAGCCCCUCCUCCGCAGCCAAUGGGCUGGGGCGCCCGGAGGAGGCCACACAGCCUACUUCCUGUUUUCAAACGGGGAACUUAGCAAAGUCACGGCCCGGAGCCCAAAUGCAGAGCUGAAGGGGGCCCCAUGACACCCCUCCCGGACCCCUGGACACUCACGGGGCCAGAAGCCGCAGGUCAGAGCCCCGAAGAAUGGCAAGUGCCCCGCACCCCGGGAGCCCCGGAUGGGCAGGACUCAUGGAAGCGCCCGCCGCCAGCCCUGGCCUCCCGCCUCCAGGACCUGAAGGGGACUCGGACGCGGCUGGCAGCCCGAGCGCCCACUCCAGCAUGACCACGCGGGAGCUGCAGGAGUACUGGCGGGGCGAGAAGGGCAGCUGGAAGCCCGUGAGGCUGCUCUUCGAGAUCGCCUCGGCCCGCAUCGAGCAGGAGAGGCUGUCCAGGUUUGUGGUAAGCACCGGGGCGGGGCUGCGGGCCGCGGCUCCCCAGCCUGGACGGGCUCACACACACGCACCCGCGGUUCUGCCGGGGAGAUGCUGGGGAGCAGGGCCAAAGGGCAAGACGGCGUGCUGGGCAAGUGACCGCUGCCAUGAGGCCCGGAGGCCUGUGAGCCACGGCCCCCGAUCCCCACAAGGAGUGAGCCCUUUGUCCCACGUGACCUGGGCUUGGGCAUCUGGGUCCCCGCGCCGCGUUGCCACAUGCCUGUAUCAGUGACACUGUCACUUACCUAGGAGUUUCCUUUAAAAUGGGUCACUUCUUGGAAGACACUACAUAGAUGCUUCUCUAGGAAAAAGCCUCCAACAGGAAAGCCAGGCCCUGCGGUAAAGAGAAGGCGGUCGUGGUGCCCAGGCCGGUGUGGCUCAGCGGGCGGAGCAUCGGCCU